Stereum hirsutum FP-91666 SS1 is the source of this 2133-nucleotide messenger RNA. RefSeq names its product kinase-like protein. Bases 4 to 1575 code for a protein of 523 amino acids. The record is from RefSeq and is a predicted model, not a curated record. NCBI's taxonomy places the organism in Eukaryota, Fungi, Basidiomycota, Agaricomycetes, Russulales, Stereaceae. The transcript is spliced from 3 exons. Gene Ontology annotation, cellular component: cytoplasm. Gene Ontology annotation, molecular function: choline kinase activity; ethanolamine kinase activity. Gene Ontology annotation, biological process: phosphatidylcholine biosynthetic process; phosphatidylethanolamine biosynthetic process.
GAGAUGGGGGUGGACGACGGUGUGGGCGGCGAGGACGAAGGGUGCUGGGUCGAGGGCGACGACGGUGGCGGUAAGCCGGCAUCGUCCGUGGUGGAGUCGGCUGCGAUGACGCUCAGCAGAAAAUUGAUCACACGACGACAAAGGCUGCUCUCAUCACCGUUCAUCCGCCCUUAUCCAUCUUCCUCUCCGACCACCAUGCCCUCCAACAUCGCAGGCCCCGACGUCUCCCCAGCCAUCCCUCUCGCUGGCCCUCGCGCUCUCCACCGCUCCUCGACAGGUUCCGUGCACGCACCGUCCACUACUAGUCUGCCGACAGCAUCCCGCUCAUCGUCCUCGACGCUACUCGAAGACCCUCGCAAGGGCUCUGCCAUCGUUCAAGGCCUCCCCCAUGCUUUCUUCCACUUAGACGCUAGACACUACAAAACCACCGAGUUUGCCCUGACACUGCUCGACAUAUUUGACGUGCUUCGCGUUCCUUCAUGGUCCAAAGCUACAAUCGUCCCGAACGCAAUCAAGAUCCAUAAAGUAUCCGGUUCUCUCACCAAUGCCGUAUUUUUCGUCUCUCUCCCUCACAACUCGACGAGGACACUUCUUCUUCGGAUAUACGGCGGCUCCUCUGGAGCCCUUAUCUCUCGCCCUCGCGAAUUACACACCCUUCACGUCCUGUCGUCUACUUACCACAUGGGACCUCGCGUCUACGGCACCUUCGAAAACGGCCGUCUCGAGGAGUACUUUGACUCUGAAACCCUUACGGCGGCUGACAUCCGUGUGCCGAAAAUCAGUCGUCAUAUCGGCGCCCGUAUGGCCGAGCUUCACGGUGUCGACAUUGCCGCCAUCGAGGACCCGUCAGUAUUCGCGCAAGGUGCUACCAGGUCUUGGCAAAUUGGCGCUCAGAAGAAUGUGAAGUCGUGGUUACCUCCAGCUCGAAAGGUCAUUGCCUUGCCUGUCAUUUCAGACGAAAUCAAGCGCGAGCUCGACCUCGACGUUUUUGAGGAGAGGUGGGAGAAAUAUAUGAAAUGGAUGAAGGUGCUUGAGAAAGCCGAAGGGGCGAGCAAACGUGUCUUCUGCCACAACGAUGCGCAGUACGGUAACCUGCUGAAGCUAAGGAAAAUGCAGGAGGGUACACCAGAGCAUCGCCAGAUCAUUGUUGUCGACUUCGAGUACGCUUCGCCUAACCCACUGGCUUUCGACAUCGCGAACCACUUUCAUGAAUGGACCGCGAAUUAUCAUGGGCCAACGCCUCACCUCCUCGAUCCCUCCAAUUACCCAUCUCCAGACCAACGUCGCAAUUUCUACAAGGCUUACCUCACCCACGCCCAGCGCCCACUUCCUUCCUCAUGCACCACGCCUUUCCUGUCGCUUUCUGAAGGUGACCAGCAAAGGGAGUUGUCGAAACUCGAGAUGCACGUCAGGGCUUGGAGCCCAGCUUCUCAUGCUAUGUGGACGAUCUGGGGAUUGGUCCAGGCGAGGGAGGACUUGGAGGGUGGAGUCGAAGAGCCCGAGUUCGAUUAUAUCUCGUACUCGAGGUGCAGAAUGGCGGCGUUUUACCGCGAGGUAGGCGAGCUUGGGAUAUGAAGUGAGUAUGGAUUCAACAUCCGUGCUCUCCGUCUCGUCAUGAUCUCCUCCAAACAGUUGCACGAAUCUUUCAAUGAUUUCCGUUAAUCUUUCUCUCCUUUUUUAUUUGGGCUUAAUCUAUGGGAGCUUAUGCUCCAUUCCAUCUUUUUCCGUGUUUUUAUUUUUCCUCACUUCGUCUUCUGGCUUUCCUUCCGCACCUGGUACGGUGUCGGACAAAUGUUGUGUUAUGUGCAAUCCUCGAGACUUCCUUGCUCAGUCCGCAUACAUCUCGUCUCGUCCCGUCACUGUACCGUACAAGGUCUCAUCCUACUCCUUCCUUCUAUCCUGUUAUCCUCGCUCGGAUUUGCCCACGAGAUACCCUGCCGACCACGCAUGUGCUCUCUGUCCUCUGCCCCAUCGCGCUCAUCAAUAGUACUUACAGAUGUAUUACGGCGUGACCCCUGCUACGUAGCAUAAACUAGUUGUAUCUUACGAGAACGAGAACGGCCACUUACACACCUUACACGUCCGGCGUCGCCUCCUGUCUAACUUAUCUGGAUCAGUACUGAAUAGACGUUU